AGACCUUUGCCAGCCCCGUCACCAACUCCAGUUCUAGCAAAGUAGCGAAGUAUCUGACCCGAAAAUCCGACCGUUUCAUCGGGUACGAGCAGGGGGUUGCGCACGCUGGUAUCUGGUCAAGAUUGAUCCAUUCGCUUCCAAGCCAAGCGACCACCACUGCCAGUGAGAAAUCAAUACAGCACAACUCUAAUCCUGGGAUCGUGCAUUGCAACGAUUUCACAGCCGAGCAAAUAAUUGUUCAGCAGAAAUAGAGAUAAAAAAAAUUGCCAGCCGGGCUGUGAAUCCUGAGGAAGUGAGCAGGGCAGCAGGCAUUCUUCUUUCAGCUUUUUUUUUUU
This is a messenger RNA of Pyricularia oryzae 70-15, 335 nucleotides long. RefSeq lists its product as uncharacterized. The annotation marks the transcript as partial. The transcript has 2 exons. Lineage: Eukaryota; Fungi; Ascomycota; Sordariomycetes; Magnaporthales; Pyriculariaceae. The record is from RefSeq and is a predicted model, not a curated record.